UAUGUAAUGACGCUGUUGCGAUACUUUUUAUGUUUGAUUUAUCGCGAAAGUCCACAUUGAAUAGUAUUAAGGAAUGGUAUAGACAGGCUAGAGGAUUUAAUAAAACUGCCAUUCCUUUUCUCAUUGGAACAAAAUAUGAUCAAUUUGCAAAUUUCCCCAAAGAAGAACAAGAAGAGAUUACAAAACAAGCUCGUCGUUUUGCUCGUGCCAUGAAAGCCUCUUUGAUAUUUUGUUCAACGUCCCACUCUAUUAAUGUGCAAAAGAUUUUCAAAAUAGUUCUUUCAAAGGCUUUUGAUCUCAAAUGCACCAUCCCAGAAAUUAAGGAG
Molecule: messenger RNA, 326 nt
Organism: Dentiscutata heterogama
Lineage: Eukaryota; Fungi; Glomeromycota; Glomeromycetes; Diversisporales; Gigasporaceae
Source: the annotation of a GenBank genome assembly